Molecule: messenger RNA, 960 nt
Organism: Lachancea sp. 'fantastica'
Lineage: Eukaryota; Fungi; Ascomycota; Saccharomycetes; Saccharomycetales; Saccharomycetaceae
Source: the annotation of a GenBank genome assembly
AUGAACAAAUACAAGCCUGGGAACUACUUUUUCAUAGUGCCUUGGAUAGCAUUCAUUCCAUGGUACGGAAUGCUGAUUGCAAUGCUGAUAUGUUGGGCAGGCCAGGGACACCCAAUCUACUGGUUUAUGAAUACAGAACAAUUCCCAGUGUAUAUUUCGGAUAUCGGAGCCACAAACCUGCGGCCUCUGUUCAUUUCAUGUGUAGGCUGGCAAGGCCUAGGUUAUUGCAUCACGAUAGCGUGCGAAUAUUUUCAACGGAGUGGCCGGUGGCCUUUCCAGCGAACUGCAUUCACCACAACCGCUGUAGCCGACCAUGGCUCUGUCUCUGCGUCCCAGGAUACUGUCAAGUCCAAUUACGGCGAUAUGCUGCGAUCCGCCAAGUUCUUGAUGCCACCUUACUACACACGUCACGAACGUAACUGCAUUUGGGCCAGUUUUGCACUUGGUGCAGCAGGCGAGAUAUGUUUACUGAUGUGCUCGAUUUUUUCCACAGCACACUACCACCGCGUCCAUAUCACCAUGGUUGGGCUAUUUUGCGCCUUUAUGUUCCUGUCUGUGUGCUGCAAUAUCGCUGAAUAUUUCAUGAUGGGCAGACAUUACGCUCAACUACAUCCACUGGCAAAUCCAGAAGACAAGCUUGUAGAAACCCGGUGGAACCACUGGGUUGGACACCGCUUCAACAAGUACACCAUCAGUGGUAUCGCCAAGGUAAUCUGGCUGGCCGCUGCCCUGGCAUGGGCCAUCGCAUUCGGUGCCAUUCAAGAUAACUCUAGAAGUGCUUGUUUCGAAUGGCUACUGGCCUUUUGGUUCGGUGUCAUUUUUAUCAUCAUCUCCAUCGACUUUUACCUAGGAGGCCGCUACAAAUACUCCAAAUACUUCCACCAGGUAACCUCGUUCGAAGGAUACUACAAGUAUGAUAAAUUGGUACCUGCCCCACAUCAAGCGGAAGUCAUUGCUUAG